Penicillium hordei is the source of this 819-nucleotide messenger RNA. RefSeq lists its product as uncharacterized. The record is from RefSeq and is a predicted model, not a curated record. The transcript has a single exon. NCBI's taxonomy places the organism in Eukaryota, Fungi, Ascomycota, Eurotiomycetes, Eurotiales, Aspergillaceae. Gene Ontology annotation, molecular function: DNA-binding transcription activator activity, RNA polymerase II-specific. Gene Ontology annotation, biological process: regulation of transcription by RNA polymerase II. The coding region runs from base 1 to 819 and encodes 272 amino acids.
AUGGAGGAUUGGCAAAUCCUCAUUCCCAAGCUUGCCUUCGAGCAUGAAUUUCUAUUGCAUGGCAUCUUUUCACUCGCCGCGCUCCACAUGGUAACCACCACCACAGACCCAGAACAAGUUCUAUCUUACCUAGACACCGCACUGGAGUGCAGUGAACUUGCAUUUGCCCCUUUUAGGGGAGCCUUGGCCCACUUGGCUCCCCUCAACUGCGACGCUGUCUUUGCCCAAUCCGCGAUCGUUACUAUCAUUGGCAUAGCACUCCCUCGGCUGAACGCUCAGCAUCGCGGGGAACCCUUCAGCAUGAUCGAAACUAUGAUUACGGUUUUUGAGCUUCUCCAAGGGGCAAGUAAGAUCUCACAAAUUAGCAAACCAUGGCGACAGGCAAGCAUCUUUUUCAAAUACGAGUGGAGGGGUAAUCCUAUGCUAGAUCCUGAAAUGGCUAAUGCUAUCGCGCAAUUGCGAGCGCUGAAUGGCUCAAUCGAAAACACAGACUCGGUUCAACAUAUCAUGAACGAAGAAGCUAUCGACUCCUUAGAAGACUCCUUUGCCAAAUUCACUCAUGCGCCGCACCCUGCACCUAUCUUGGCUUGGAUCGCCUAUGUCAAGAGGGAAUUUGUGGAUGGGCUGCGCGCACGUCAGCCACUCCAGUUGUUGAUCCUCAUGAAUUGGGCAGUUCUAUUAAAUGAAUUAGGGGCUCAUUUCUGGUGGGCUAAGGGCUGCAGUGAGGAACUAGUCGCUGAGUUAUUAAGUGAGCUGAAGGACCAGAAUGAGAAGUGGAAAUUGGCAUUGCAGUGGCCGCAGCAAAAGGUCGGAAUAUGA